UUUUAAGUCUGUUUUCUUUUUUCUUAAUUUUCAGUUUAAAAAUUGAUAUUUUGUUCAUGUUUUCAUUUGGAAUUGAAUGUGCAGUGCUCCCAGUGCCUUUGUAUAUAUGGAAAUAAAUGCUAUUAUGAGGAUUGAGCCUUUUUUCAGUUGUUUUAAACACACUGCAAUUAUUUUGCACAUAAUGUCACUGUGAGGUUAGUGUCAGUCUGAUUUCAGGAAAUCGCGGCUAGUGGAGAAUAGAAUGUCCCACAGGGAAGGUUUGAGAACAGAUUCUAUCUAUUUUACCCUGAAUGGGGCACCAUUUCGGAUCCUGGGAGGCUCUAUCCAUUACUUUCGGGUGCCCAGGCCAUACUGGAGAGAUAGGCUGUUGAAACUGAAGGCUUGUGGCCUAAACACCCUCACUACGUAUGUGCCAUGGAAUCUACAUGAACCAGAGAAGGGAGUGUAUUGCUUCAGUGAGCAGCUGGAUCUGGAGGCAUACAUUCAUCUUGCUGCAGAACUAGGCCUGUGGGUGAUUCUUCGUCCAGGACCAUACAUAUGUGCUGAAUUGGACUUAGGUGGCCUUCCCAGUUGGCUGCUGAGGGAUAAAAAUAUGAAACUGCGAACAACUUACUUAGGAUUCACAACAGCAGUUAAUUCCUACUUUGACAAACUCAUACCAAGAGUUGCACAUCUUCAGUUUAAAAGAGGAGGCCCUAUCAUUGCAGUACAAGUAGAGAAUGAGUAUGGCUCCUAUGCAAAAGAUGAACAAUACCUGAUGUUUGUGAAGGAGGCUCUACUGUCCAGAGGAAUCACAGAACUUCUGCUGACUUGUGACAACCGCGAGGGUUUAAAAUGUGGAGGCGUUGAGGGAGUCCUUCAGACCAUCAACCUUCAGAAAUUGACAUAUGGUGCCAUACAGUACCUGGCUGACUUACAGCCCCAAAAGCCAUUGUUGGUGAUGGAGUAUUGGUGUGGCUGGUUUGAUGUCUGGGGAGAGCCUCAUCAUGUAUUCUCAGCACAAGAUAUGACUGCAGUGUUGAAAGAACUUCUUGAUCGUGGUGUCUCCAUCAACCUAUACAUGUUUCAUGGAGGAACCAGCUUUGGCUUCAUGAACGGUGCAGUUGACCUUGGCUCCUACAAAUCACAGAUCAACAGCUAUGGUACAGAGGUUGAAUAUUUCUCAGUUGAUUAUGACGCUCCAUUAUCUGAAAGUGGGGACUACACCAACAAAUAUCAUCUCUUGAAGAACCUGUUGAGAUCCUUCCAAAACGAAGAGUUACCACACCUUCCUGCAGUCCAAGGCAAACGGGUGUAUGAGCCUGUGGUCCUUUCUGAGCAUAUUUCCUUGUGGGAAAGUCUUCAGUGUGUAGACAGGCCAUUCAGUUCAGAUGACCCAGUGAACAUGGAGGACCUGCCUGUCAAUCAUAAUAGCGGCCAGUCAUAUGGAUACACACUUUAUGAGACCACCAUAUACAGAGGUGGGGCCCUUAAUUCAAGGAACCAUGUUCGUGACCGAGCUCUAGUGUUUAUUGACAAACACUUCUCUGGUGUUUUGGAUUACAGGACACAGGAAAUAGUAUUGCCCCAAAGUGAGAGGGAGAGAAUUCUGAGUCUUCUUGUGGAGAACUGUGGGAGAGUUAACUAUGGUCCUGCCCUGGAUAAACAGCGGAAAGGCCUUGUUGGCGACAUCACUCUCAACCACAUCCCUCUAAAGAAGUUCACCAUGUACUCAUUGGACAUGACCCACAAUUUCAUAAACAGGUUGCAGUCACUGAAAUGGAAGUCUACAAAUCAAAAUCCCCUCUACCCUGCAUUCUUCAGAGGUAGUCUGGUAGUGGAAGGUCAGCCCAGAGAUACCUUUAUCAAGCUGCCGGGGUGGCGCAAAGGAGUGGUCAUUGUGAAUGGGCAAAAUCUUGGACGCCACUGGUCUGUGGGUCCUCAGGAUACCCUCUAUCUCCCUGGUCCAUGGUUGAAGAGUGGAGAUAACCAGCUUAUUGUGUUCGAGGAGCACAGAGCUGAAGGCAAAGUCCAUUUUGCAGAGAAUCCACAACAUGGCAAGAUAACUGAUGUGUCCAGACAACUAUUUUGUACUCUCCUCUAAAAAGGAAUUUUUCUUUUAUUUAAUUUCUUCUUACAUUCUCAAUUCUAGAUUGUAAUCUGCACAGGCAAAGUCUCCUAGACUGUGCCCCAGAUUGUUUUCUUUUUCCUGAAGAGGGGCUAUAAUUCAUGUACCAUUCUAUUCCCAUGCAAACAAUACAAUUUAACUACAUUAGCAUUAUUAGCAUGUUUAGUGACUAGCCACUGGACUCUAAAAUGUGUCUUAAAUGCAUAACUAACACAAUGUUAUACAACUAAAAUAUGUGGAUUUCAUGUUUUGAUGUUUCUUGAAUGUCACAGGGCCACAAUGUUUGGAAAGCUUUUUGUCACCCUGAAAUGUAUUUCUCCAUUACAUACAAUGAUAUUGUAGUUUGUAAUUCAAUUCAAUUCAAGUUUAUUUGUAUGGCGCUUUUUACAACGAUGUUGUCACAAAGCAGCUUUACAGAAGUUUGAAAACAUACAGUUAUAACAUAUAUCCCCCAGUGAGCAAGCCAGAGGCAACGGUGGCAAGGAAAAACUCCCUCAGACUGGCGGAAGAAAACUUAGGAGGAACCUAGACUCACAAGGGGAGACCCAUCCUCCUCUGAUCAAACAGUGUUUACAAUUUAAUAAGCUAAAUUACAAAUAAAAGCUAAAAGGAUCUCUGUUUGAAUUCUGAAUG
Molecule: messenger RNA, 2740 nt
Organism: Pygocentrus nattereri (red-bellied piranha)
Lineage: Eukaryota; Metazoa; Chordata; Actinopteri; Characiformes; Serrasalmidae
Gene: glb1l2
Product: galactosidase beta 1 like 2
Exons: 18
Coding region: 242-2083 (613 amino acids)
Biological process (GO): carbohydrate metabolic process
Cellular component (GO): vacuole
Molecular function (GO): beta-galactosidase activity
Source: RefSeq, a predicted model, not a curated record